Lingula anatina is the source of this 674-nucleotide messenger RNA. Its product is annotated as cationic amino acid transporter 4. Gene Ontology annotation, biological process: amino acid transport; transmembrane transport. NCBI's taxonomy places the organism in Eukaryota, Metazoa, Brachiopoda, Lingulata, Lingulida, Lingulidae. Gene Ontology annotation, cellular component: plasma membrane. Gene Ontology annotation, molecular function: amino acid transmembrane transporter activity. The record is from RefSeq and is a predicted model, not a curated record.
AGUAUGUGGGUAAACAUCGCCAUGAUGAUGUACCUGUCCUGGAUGACGUGGCUGCGACUGGCUAUAUGGGGAGUGGUUGGAAUGGUGAUAUAUUUUGCGUACGGAAUACACCACAGCGCAGAAAACAGACACAUCCCUAAAUAUGAGAGGUUGGUUUCGAUAUCCAAGGAACUGGAGGCAGCAGCUGUGGACGACUCUCAUAGAAUAUCUCCGGAAAAACAGCAGCCAACCUCCGCACAUGCGCAUCUAUCAGACGUCUCUGAUAGUCAGGCUGAGGACGGAACUGAUGAUGUCACAGAUAGUUUAAACAAGGAAAACUCGGAGAAAAAGACUUCUUGAUAUGAUGAAUAUAUAGCUAAGGAUUGUAUUUGACAUUAGAUUUACGGCAGUGCUUUAUUUAAUUGGAGCAUAUUAUAUGCAGAAAAAUCUCAGGGUGUGUGUACAAAAUUGAAUAUACCGGUACCUCAACAAUAUAUAAUACCAGUGCAGCCUAUCAGACAUUGUCAGCUGGCACUGGUAAUUACAGUUUAAGCUGAGAUACUUACCGCACGUAGUCUAUACAUGUGAUAACUAUUCCUUUUGAGAAUAUCCAAAGAAAAGACUUCUUUAUCGACAUUUUUUCCUUAAACGCCGCAAACAAACCCCUAUUUAGUCCGCGAUUAAAUCAAUACACG